CUGUGUUAGAGCUCUUUUGGAUGGUCGUCCUCUUUAUGAACGAAGGGAGAGAUUUUUCCAAUUUCUUCAUCUCUGGGUUUUCAUCUCCUUCUUCUUCUUCUGUACCUGUAAAAGGAAUUUUUAGGGUCUGAGUGAUUCUUAUUCUUUUCUAUCAAGUUUGUCUUCGAUUGCUGGAGGAUCAAGAAAGGAGGAGGGGGUUUUGGUAUAGAGACGAGAGAGAAAUAGAGAGAGCGGAAUUAAUGGCCGAAAUAUGCUGUGGUGUUGUUAGCGGAAGUGACACAGCGGCGUCUUGCGAGCCCAGUUCACGAGCAGCAAGGCGUCGGAGAAUGGAGAUUCGUAGGUUCAAGUUCAUCGCCGGCGUGGCCUUACCGCUUGAAAAUGGGAAUAAACGUCCAAAGCUAGAGGUUUGCCCGGAUUUAUCACCGCGUGAGUGUGAGAAUGCAGUUGAGAACUGCGGUGGUGUAGCAGAGGCUCCGGAACCUCGUUUGGAUUUGGAGGUGAAGGACGAUUCACUGGAAACCAACGACGUCUCCAGUGAGUCCCCGGAGUGUUUGACCUUAAGCCUCUGUGGUAAUCCAGCUCCCGUCGAUGUCGUGCCGGAGUUGUUUGACAAGACCCCGAAGUAUGGUACGACCUCGGUUUGUGGCCGGAGAAGAGACAUGGAAGACGCUGUAGCUAUUCACCCCUCAUUUUGCCGGCGAGAUAAUCUACUCCCCUCAGGGUUGCAUUUCUUUGGCGUUUACGACGGUCAUGGAUGUUCUCAUGUGGCGAAAUCUUGUAAAGAACGGCUGCAUCAUCUGGUGAAAGAAGAGCUGGAAAAUCGGGAAACAACUACGGAAGAAUGGAAGGAAGCGAUGGAGCGAAGCUUCUCUCGCAUGGACAAGGAGGUGACGGAAUGGAGUAGCGGUGAACCGAUUACGAAUUGCAGGUGCGAGCUCCAAACGCCACAGUGCGAUGCUGUAGGAUCAACCGCAGUGGUUGCCAUCGUAACUCCGGAUAAGAUUAUUGUCGCUAACUGUGGUGAUUCCCGUGCCGUACUCAGCCGUGGUGGGAAAGCCAUUACGCUCUCCACUGAUCAUAAGCCUGAUCGGCCGGACGAGUUAUCCCGGAUAGAAACCGCCGGUGGCCGGGUGAUAUACUGGGACGUACCAAGGGUUCUGGGAGUACUGGCCAUGUCAAGGGCGAUAGGAGACAAUUAUUUGAAGCCGUUUGUGAUAUCGGAACCGGAGGUGACGAUAACAGAUCGGACAGAGGAAGAUGAGUGUCUGAUACUGGCGAGCGACGGGUUAUGGGAUGUAUUGUCCAACGACACCGCCUGUUGUAUUGCAAGGAAGUGCCUCGAUGGCCAGGCUCCGUCACCUCCUCCAUCGCCGGGAAGUGACGGCGACGCCGGCGAGACUUCCGACAAGUGUUGCUCAGAUGCGUCCGUGUUACUCACCAAGGUGGCACUUGCUAGGCAUAGUACGGACAACGUUAGUGUUGUCGUUAUCGAUCUCAAGAAGGACACGUAGAUGCACGUCGUUCCCUGCUGCUUUUUUUCUCCUUUCGAUUUCUUCUUCUACUCAAUUCGUACACAGUGAAGGGUGUAAUUUUAGGGAUUUAGCCUUUAGGGUUUUUUUUUUUUUUUAAUAAUUUGGUAAUUACUGUGUUUCUAAGGUUGAAGCUGCUCUGGAGACUGGGCCCUGGGGAGAAAGGAAAGAGACGGGAAGGGUUUCUGUAACAGGAAAAAUGGAAACAGAGAUGAAAUGGUGGAAAAAGAAAUGCCAUCAUCUCUCUUGUUUUCUUUGUGGAAAUAUAUAAUUUUUAAUUGGAACAAAAUGUAUUGUAUUAAUUAAUGGAAAUUUUAUUAAGAGAAUCUUCUGUUUUAAUUUUUUC
Molecule: messenger RNA, 1875 nt
Organism: Macadamia integrifolia
Lineage: Eukaryota; Viridiplantae; Streptophyta; Magnoliopsida; Proteales; Proteaceae
Product: probable protein phosphatase 2C 24
Exons: 3
Coding region: 240-1511 (423 amino acids)
Biological process (GO): protein dephosphorylation
Cellular component (GO): nucleus; cytosol
Molecular function (GO): protein serine/threonine phosphatase activity; cation binding
Source: RefSeq, a predicted model, not a curated record